Molecule: messenger RNA, 607 nt
Organism: Rhagoletis zephyria (snowberry fruit fly)
Lineage: Eukaryota; Metazoa; Arthropoda; Insecta; Diptera; Tephritidae
Source: RefSeq, a predicted model, not a curated record
GAAACUGCCGCAUCUCCGAAUUUCCCGAUGAUCAGCUGAAGGUGCUCAAUCUUCGAGACUUGAAACUGCUCUUCGGCGGCUCCACCUGCAUUAUAAUGCACUGUGAGGUCUUUGCGGCCAUGUUCACCAACGAGGGCUUCCUCGAGGCGACGCAGAAGAAGCUGGAGAUUCCGGACAUUCCCGGCGAGGUGAUGGCCGUCCUCCUCGAGUACAUCUACGGCGGCGAGAUUGCCAACGUGGGGCCGGUGGUGAGCGAGCUGCUCGAGGCGGCUGAUAAGUACGACAUUCAACCGCUGAUUCAAAUCUGCGUCUCCCACAUGCACAAAUCGAUCUGCCCGCAGUCGGCGGCGAAAAUCUUCUACAUUGCCGACCUCUACCGAAUUGAGCCGUUGAAAAGUCAGGCCAUCGAUUACAUCUGCCAGCACGCAGCGGAAGUGCGUGAAAGUGAGACCUGGGCGCAAUAUGUCCGCCCUAGCAGCGACCUCCUCGAGGAACUGUUUAACAACAUGGCCAACAAACGACUUUACGGAAGUUCUGGUGCUGGUAGUAGUAGUAGUGCCGGCAGCAGCAGUGCUGUUUCCAGCUCCACCGUUAGCAGCAAAGGAAA